CUUUUGUCCAAAAUUAUCAGCUUUGCUCUCAAAAAGAAAAAGAAAAAGCUAGAGUCUUUGAUAAGCUGUUCAUCCCUAUGACAGGAAGAAGAGGGGCCUAAAAUUCUUUGGUCCCUGGUCUUCUACAAUCAAAGGGUACUCUCAAGACACUAAUAUUGAGUUCAUUCAAGUGAAAGUGUUUCAGAACCAAGAAGCAAAAAUGGGUUCAAACAAAAACUGUGAACAUAACGGCGAGAUUCAGGAAACAGUCAGUUUCAACAAACACAGAACAGCUCCUACUGAAACUAGAAUUGAAUUUCAAGGAAUUGAACUGAACGGGUCCAAUACCGAUAGAAACCUCAACGACUCAAUCCCAGUAUACAUCCCAUCCAUCGAAAAUGGCCUCAUGCCUAAUAACAAUCAUCGAAAGAAACGCUUCUUCGAUUUCCUAAGAGCUCGACCAACAACAAAUCACUCAGAGCAACGAAGAUUUCGUGUUCCUUUCAUCAAAAAAAUCAGCUGGAGCUCUCUCCUCAAAUACUGCAAGAAAUGGAUGAAGGACCCAGCCAAUGUUGCUCUCUUCAUCUGGGUAGUUCUCUGUGCUAUUGGCAUAGUUUGGGUCGGUCUCUUCAUGAUCGGAGCAUUAAACGGAGUAAUGCCCAAUAAAGAUCAACGAGACAAAUGGGAGGAAGUCAUCAACCAAGUCGUCAAUGCUCUCUUCAACAUUAUGUGCAUUUAUCAACAUCCCUUGAUCUUUCACCAUUUAGUACUAGUUCUCCGUUGGAGACCUAACGAUCAAGUAGCUGCAAGAAAGGCUUAUUCGAAGAAUGGCCUUCGAAGACCUAAUGAGCGGGCCCACAUUCUGAUUGUUGUGUUGUUGCUGCACCUCACGUGCAUAGCUCAAUAUGUAUAUUGUGCGCUUUUUUGGGGAUGGUCGAGAUUUAAUCGUCCAGAAUGGCCUCAAUACGUCUGUAUUGUGAUCGGAGCCCUGGCACCGAUCCUAUGUAUUGUGAUCGGAGCCCUGGCACCGAUCCUAGCCGCCUGGUACACUUACUACGGUCCUCUGGCAAAGGAAAUUACCGAAACUAGAACUGAAGAGGAGUCUCAGACUCGGGUACAAGAGGUGGGAAAAGAGGUGGAAAUGAGCGAUGAAAAGAUUAUGAUCACAACGCCGAAAUGGAUUGGAGGCUUAUUUGAUUGCUGGGAUGAUAUCACCGGAGCUUUCCUGUCCUGUUUCUGUACCUGUUGUGUUUUUGGAUGGAACAUGGAGAGGCUAGGGUUUGGCAAUAUGUAUGUGCAUAUAAUCAGUUUCGUGCUUCUUUGCCUGUCGCCAUUUUGGAUAUUUGCGAUAUCAGCGAACAAUGUGGAUGAUGAUACUGUCAGGCUCAUUAUUGCCAUCGUAGGAGCUGUUUGCUCUUUUCUCGGGUUGUUAUAUGGAGGAUAUUGGAGGGCUGAGAUGCGAAAAAAGUUCAAGUUACCAGGGAAUCCGUUCUGCUGUGGUUAUCCGUUUAUAACGGAUUCUGCAAAUUGGCUGUUUUGCUGGUCUUGUUCUUUGGCUCAAGAGGUCAGGACUGCGAAUUUCUACGAUAUAGAAAGCGAUGGAUUUUACAGAAAAGUUACUGAUGAGGAAGGGAAAUUUGUACUGGUUCCUUUGCCCAGGGAAGGAAAUUUUACGACAGUUGAUUCUUAUGAGGGGAGCCCGAGAGAAUUGUCAGGGGUUGUUAUAGCUAUAUCCAAGGUUCAUGCAAUGGAACCACCAUUACCACUGGUGAUGCAGACGGAAGAUGAUGGUGAGACUGCAGCCAAUGCAAGGGCAUAAGAAAGAUUCUUUGUGCUGGCAUUUUUGGAUGAAAGAUUGUGAGGUGUUUCCGUGAUUUCUAGGGUUUUUUCUUUCUAUUGUUACAAUAUAUGAUUGAGUUUGAUUGUUGUAAACAGAUAACAUUUGUAUUU
This is a messenger RNA of Asparagus officinalis (garden asparagus), 1929 nucleotides long. RefSeq lists its product as uncharacterized. Bases 200 to 1798 code for a protein of 532 amino acids. The record is from RefSeq and is a predicted model, not a curated record. Gene Ontology annotation, molecular function: cyclase activity. Lineage: Eukaryota; Viridiplantae; Streptophyta; Magnoliopsida; Asparagales; Asparagaceae. Gene Ontology annotation, biological process: sesquiterpene biosynthetic process. The transcript has 3 exons.